Oncorhynchus gorbuscha (pink salmon) is the source of this 748-nucleotide messenger RNA. Its product is annotated as ubiquinol-cytochrome-c reductase complex assembly factor 2-like. Lineage: Eukaryota; Metazoa; Chordata; Actinopteri; Salmoniformes; Salmonidae. The transcript is spliced from 4 exons. Gene Ontology annotation, cellular component: mitochondrial matrix. The coding region runs from base 234 to 626 and encodes 130 amino acids. The record is from RefSeq and is a predicted model, not a curated record. Gene Ontology annotation, biological process: mitochondrial respiratory chain complex III assembly.
UAUUGUGGAUCGUUGGGACGUCCCUAUCCCAUUGAAGUCGACAUUUCAAAUUGUUAAGGGCAAAGGUUAGGGAAGGAUAAAUUAUGUUUAGGGUUGGGGUUAAGAACGCCCCAAGGAUGUGAGAUAGCAACAACAGGCCUAAAAAAAACUACGGUCUCCGAUAGUGACCACACUCAGGUUGCUCAUUUAUAUCUUUAUCUAUUCGUGUUGUUUUUAGCGUUGCAUAACAGAACAUGUCUGUAGCACGGUACCGUCGGUUCUUGAAACUCUGCGAAGAAUGGCCACGGGACGAAUCAAAGAAAGGCCGUGAUUUAGGAACGUUUCUACGGCAGAGAGUAACCCAUGCCUUUCGUGAAGGUGAAAACACACAGCUCUCUGAUCCAGAGAAGUGUGAUCAAAUAUAUGACAGCUUGGCCCGAAUCAACACUAAUGUAUACCGAGAAAGAUUCCCCCGCACAAGAGAUACCAGUUUUACAGGUGUCACAGUGGAAGAAUGUAGAAUGCUAUUAGCAACAGGUAACAUGCAGCAGAUGGAUGAGAAGAAGAAGGGCUUGUGGAAAACUCUCACGGAGCGAUUCUCCACCAAACAAGAUUUCACCCCUGAGAAGGCUCCUGAGAACAAGUAGCACUUCUGUAUGUUUUCUUUCCCCUUCAGCCACUUUAGAUGUAACCAAAUAAAUAAGAAUAAUGUUUGAUCUUGUCAUUUUAGCAGGGCCAUUGUAACAUACAGAAUAAAUUACUGAGCACA